This is a messenger RNA of Cuscuta campestris, 1604 nucleotides long. NCBI's taxonomy places the organism in Eukaryota, Viridiplantae, Streptophyta, Magnoliopsida, Solanales, Convolvulaceae. The record is from the annotation of a GenBank genome assembly.
GGUUACUAACAACGGAGGUAGUUGACAGUGACAAUGUUAGGUGGUGACGGAGAAUGAUUAAUAAUCGAGAAAAAUAUCAAAUCUGCAUAUUGAUAUCUUCCAAAUUCGAAAAAUAUCAAAAAAUUUCAUUUGAAAAAUUUACGAUAUAUGAAAAAAUAUCAAAUUCAAUAUCUCUUUUAGUUUUUUUUAAAAAAAAAUCUAAUAUUGAAAACAUCAAAACUAUAUCUCCUUUAUUGGCCUAAGGGUAGACCUCGCAUCACCACUAAUGGCGGUUUCAUCCGCUCCUCUGUCCUCCUUGUCCACCCGAACCCGACCCACCAUUAACGACCCGGUUUCCCAUCACUCCAAUCCCACUUCAAUCAGCUACCUCUCCAGACCCAACCAUCGCCGACGCCCAAUCGCCGCCGCCGUUUCACACAAAUCCAACGGAGUUCCAAUCGACAAGAAGAGUUUUGAGCUGCUUGAACAGUACGGUUUUGAUCCAGACAAGAUUUUAUCUGACCCUUCACCUCAGCCAAAGAGGAGAAAAGAGUUGACGAAGAAGGGGAGGGGAAAGAAUGUUGUUCCCGAAGAAACCAAGCCCCCGAGAGAGACACAUAGGUUGCUUCAGGUCUUGGGAGGGAAGGUACGACGGAAGAAGUUGCUCUCUCCCAAGGGAAUGGAUGUCCGGCCUAUGAUGGAAGUUGUUAAAGGUGCAGCAUUUGAUAUUUUGCAGGUCGCAGGCGGUUGCCCUGCAUCUCUAAGGCCAGGCAGUUGGUUGGACUUGUAUAGUGGUACUGGUUCUGUUGGUAUUGAAGCUAUGAGCAGAGGCUGCUCGCAGGUGCAUUUCGUUGAGAUGGAUCCUUGGGUUGUCUCAGAUGUUCUGAGGCCAAACUUAGAAUCAACCGGUUUUCUUGAUGUCUCAACUAUACAUACCGUCCGUGUUGAGAGCUUUUUGGAGCAAGCGGUUCAUUUUGUUGAAAAGUGUGGAGCUUUCGAUUACAUCAGUGUCACGCCUCCAUAUAUGGAAGUAGAUUAUACCAUAUUGAUGAAUCAAGUUGCAAAUUCAUCACUGGUGGGAGAGGAUACCUUCAUAGUAGUGGAGUACCCUUUGAGAACGGACAUGCCAGAUUCGUGUGGGGCCCUUCCGAAGAUAUCUGAUCGGCGGUUUGGCCGGACACAUCUAGCAAUAUAUGGACCAAAGUGGGCACAGAAGAGAAAAAGAAAGUGAAGUCCAGGAAAGCUGGUGCCUAUUGCCAAAUGUAGAGAUGAUCCUGCAUUUUCAUUCCCAUUCCCAUCUUUCUUUGUGAGUUCCUUUGCACUAUGUUUGGUUCGCGGGAUUCGAAAGGAAAGCAAAAGAAAAAGGUUUUCCUCUUCUUCCUCACUAAAACGGUAAGAAAAUCAUUUUCCUUAUUUUUUUCCCUCUCCCAUUUUGUUUGUCAGUUCCUUUGCACUAUGUUUGGUUCGCGGGAUUCGAAAGGAAAGCAAAAGAAAGGAGCAAUUUACCUAAAUAAGACUAAAACAUAAUGACUUUCCCAAUAUAGGAACAUAUGUUUUUAUUUCCCAAUGUAAGACUUUUGGUCAUUAUGAAUUAGUCAUUAUUCAAGUAAAUGUCCAUCAUUAUU